UAAGCAAGAAGCAUUGGGUCGCUGGUAUAUGUCUAGAAAAGAAAUAGAGGAAAAUUCCCCAUCACGGAAUCAUGGAAUUGACUUGAAGAAGGAGACAUAUCUGCGCAAGUCAUAUUGCACAUUCUUACAAGAUUUAGGCAUGAGACUUAAAGUGGGGCUUGUAUGUUACAUCUUAACAUUUUUACAUUUCCACUCGUUGUCACACUUCCAAACCCUUAUUUUGGCUCUAAUUGCUCAGUUGGAAUAUUUGGUGUGAAACCUUUCCUGAAUAAUUUGGCUAUGUAUCUGAAUGGCCUCAGGUAACUAUAGCAACAGCUAUAAUAUUUUGUCACCGAUUCUUUCUUCGACAAUCUCAUGCAAAGAACGACCGAAGGACAAUUGCCACAGUAUGCAUGUUUUUGGCUGGAAAGGUCGAGGAGACCCCUCGUCCUCUGAAGGAUGUUAUUCUCAUUUCUUAUGAGAUGAUUCACAAGAAGGAUCCUGCAGCUGCACAAAGGAUAAAACAGAAGGAAGUGUAUGAGCAGCAGAAAGAAUUAAUUUUACUUGCAGAGAGGGUUGUACUUGCCACUUUGGGUUUUGACUUGAAUGUCCAACAUCCAUAUAAGCCCCUUGUCGAGGCCAUAAAGAAGUUCAAUGUUGCAAAGAAUGCCCUUGCACAAGUUGCAUGGAACUUUGUUAACGAUGGGCUGAGGACAUCACUCUGCCUGCAAUUUAAGCCACAUCAUAUCGCAGCAGGUGCCAUUUUUCUUGCUGCCAAGUUCCUGAAAGUGAAGCUUCCAUCAGAUGGUGAAAAGGUUUGGUGGCAGGAGUUUGAUGUCACCCCACGCCAAUUGGAGGAAGUUAGCAAUCAAAUGUUGGAACUCUACGAGCAGAAUAGAAUUCCACAAUCACAAGGAAGUGAAGCAGAAGGGGCUGCUGCAGGGGGGGCAAAAGCUGCUGCAAAGGCUCCUGCGGCGAAUGAGGAACAGGCGUCAAAACAAAAUUCAUCUCAUUCAGCUCCUCAGCACUCAUCUGUGGAAAAUAAUGCAGUGCCACAUUCAGGAACCGAAAACCAAAGCAAUGAUGGGAGUACAGAAAUGGGCAGUGACAUUACUGAUCAUAAAAUGGACUUGGAAACCAGGGAUUCUCAGACCUCAGAAAAGUUGCCUCAGAAAGAUAACCAGAGAGAAUUGGCCAAUAGAUCUAAAUCUGGAACUGAACGAAUAAUUGCUGGAGACCAAGAUAAAAUGGUUGGGACAAAGGAGGCUGCAGAAUUAGGAACGAGUGACGAUACAGCAUUAUACAAGUCUAGCAGCAAUGUUGGUCGAAACCUGGAGCUUCGAGAAGGCCCACUGAAUCACUCACCCAAAGAAGCAAUCAAAAUGAUUGACAAAGACAAAGUAAAGGCGGCAUUAGAAAAAAGGAGAAAGGAACGAGGUGAAAUGACAAUAAAGAAAGAUGUAAUGGAUGAGGAUGAUCUCAUUGAGAGGGAGCUUGAAGAUGGAGUUGAAUUAGCAGUUGAGUACGAGAAAAAUAAGCAAGAGAGAAGACAGAGCUGGUCUAAGCCUGAUGAUGAAGAUCACGGUACAGACCAUGACGAAACUAGAGAUGGGAUUCAGAUGGGCAUGAAAGGGAAAUUACAGAAAGACAGGGAUGCAGAAGAAGGAGAGAUGAUAGAUGAUGCUUCAUCCUUGUUGAACAAUCGCAAGAGAAAGGUGGGUAGCCCUCUGGCCAGCCAACCAGAGAUGAAGAAACGGCUUGAUUCCAAUUAUCACAAUGAUCUUGCUGAAUAAGGAAAUGGAAAGGGUAGGGUUGGUUGUGCAGACAUGGAACACAUAAGGAAUGAAGAGAAAAAUAUUUGUUUAGGUGGAUACUCUACUGUCCUUUAUUUGCUUAUUGUGACUUGGCUAAUGGGUGCUCAUGAAUUGAUGACUCUGGAUACUCUUGUUUACCUUUGACAUUUCUUAAUUAUGGAAACGGGAUGCCUCAAUUUUGGUAGUGCGAUAAAUAGCUUAUGUUUUAUUUGGGGGGUGAUGUUUUGAGAAUUUCAUGCCUCAGUUUUGGUAGUAGUGCAAUUUCAUUCAUAGCUUACACUCGAGUUGGUUUUAAAUGAUUCUGCAUGGCCAUUGGCAGGUAGUGAUGUGAAAUCAUUUAGAGAUGCAAUUUUUUGCUAUGACCUGAUCCUCGAGCUGUUAUACCAGAAUCUGCUACCGUUUUCCCUAAAAUAUGAGACAAUUCAAAUAUUUCAUUUAUCCUAAAAGGUAGUAAAAAUUCAUAACUGUUAUUAGAGUAUGAGCCACACUGCACUUGAGGGACAGAGCAAGGCUUUAUACAUAUCUAACCGGAAUACUGCACUGUACACUUAAGCUGUAAAUAGGCUAGUUAUUCAAAUAUA
Cicer arietinum (chickpea) is the source of this 2374-nucleotide messenger RNA. Its product is annotated as cyclin-T1-3-like. Gene Ontology annotation, biological process: regulation of transcription by RNA polymerase II. Gene Ontology annotation, molecular function: cyclin-dependent protein serine/threonine kinase regulator activity. Lineage: Eukaryota; Viridiplantae; Streptophyta; Magnoliopsida; Fabales; Fabaceae. The record is from RefSeq and is a predicted model, not a curated record.